This is a messenger RNA of Plodia interpunctella (Indianmeal moth), 3782 nucleotides long. Its product is annotated as caldesmon-like. The record is from RefSeq and is a predicted model, not a curated record. Bases 124 to 3423 code for a protein of 1099 amino acids. NCBI's taxonomy places the organism in Eukaryota, Metazoa, Arthropoda, Insecta, Lepidoptera, Pyralidae. The transcript has 20 exons.
UCAGAAAAAGAACACGGGAAGCGGCAAUUCAGUGACGUGUUCACUGUUGACAGCGUAAUUUCGAUAACUCUUUUCUGGUGUUUGUUAAGAAAGUAUUUAGUUGUAAUACGAGAUUUAGGAGCAAUGGGGAAACCUCCUGAGGAGCUUUUUUCUCCUCAUCAGAGUGCGACAACUUUGCUGGUCAGCGUGGAAGACCUGAUCAACAUGGCCAUGGGGCCCGAAGACAGAAAUACGGUUAAUUACAAACUAGUACAAACCGUGCUGCACAUACUGGCGCGACAGAUGCGAUUGUUAGAACAAAGAGUGGAAAUAAAGGUCACAGAAUAUAUAACUCAGAGAGAAAAGGAUGAGAAAGAAGCAAAAAAACUCGAACGAAGCAGAGCUAAGGAACGAUCGAAGACAAGGGAAGCAGAAAAAAUAAUGAGAACCGCUGAAAAAGAGAGAAAAAACAUUGAAAAAUUAUUGCAGAAAGAAAAAUAUAAGGCUCAAAGCGGUCCAAAGGAAAGGCAAGAAAAAGUCGCUUCUAAAGAUAGAGGGAAAGCAGCUGCUUUAGAUAAAGAAAAGGCUGAGAUAGCUGCAUCAAAAGAGAGAGAAAAAGCGGAGAAGGCGGCGGCAAAAGCAGAAAGAGCUGUAUCAAAAGAAAGAGAGAAAGAGGCAAAGGGAGCGGCUAAAGAAAAAGAAAGAGCAGAUAGAGCUAUAUCAAAAGAAAGAGAGAGAGCAGAGAAGGCAGCGGCUAAAGAAAAAGAGAGAGAAGAGAGGGGAGCAUCAAAAGAAAGGGAAAGAGCAGAAAGAGCUGCUGCGAAAGAAAAAGAAAGAGAAGAGAGGGGAGUAUCAAAAGAAAAGGCAAAGGCAGAAAGAGCUGCUGCGAAAGAAAAAGAAAGAGAAGAGAGAGCAUCCUCAAAAGAAAGAGAGAAAGCGGAGAAAGCAGCGGCUAAAGAAAGAGAGAGAGAAGAAAGAAAAGCAGACAAAACUUCAGCCAAAGAAAGAGAGAGGGAAGAAAAGGCAGCGUCAAAGGCGGAUAGGAAAGCGGAAAAAGAAAGGGAAAGGGAAGAAAAGGCUGCAGCAAAGGCUGAUAAAGAUGCGUCAAAAGAGAGAAAAGAUAAAGCUACGUCAAAAGCGGAUAGCGAUACACCAAAAGAAAGGAAAAAGAAAGAAAGGGCUGAAAAAAAAGACAGAGAUGAAUCAAAAGAAAAGGAAACAGGAGAAAGGGCUGCAUCAACAGUAGAUAUGGAAUCAGCAGAUGAAAGUGAAAAAGAAGAAGAUACUGUGUCAAAAGCAGACAGGAAAGUUACAAAAGAAAGGGAAAAGGAGGAAAAGGCCGCUUCAAAAGCGGAAAGGGAAGCAGCCAAAGAAAGAGAAAGAGAAGAAAAGGCCGCUUUGAAAGCUGAUAAAGCUGAAUUGAAAGAAAAAGAAAGAGAAGAACGUGCAGCAGCCAAAGAAGAACGAGCUUUGGCUAAAGACAAAGAGAGAGAGGAAAGAGCCCAAUCAAAAGAAAGAGAAAAAGCGGAAAAAGAAGCUGCUAAAGCUGAAAGACAUGACUUGAAGGAUAAAGCGAAAGCCGACAAAGAACAAGAAAAGGCAGAGCGCGCUGAAGAAAAAGCAAAAGCGAAAGCUGAGAAAGAAUUGGCUAAGGAAGAAAAGGCUAAAAGAAAGAAAGAGAAAGAGGGUGAAGGCAUCGAAGUCACAGAGGAGGAACGAGACAAGGAGAAGAUUUUAGUAGUUGAAAAAGGACCUACUACACGUUCUAGUGCAGGGCCUCGCUCACGCCCUAACAUUGAAGUGGUGACGCGCUCACAGUUUGACCUCCUCAUGGAGAUUGUGAAUGAGCUCAAGGCCAAAGCUGGCCCCACGCCCAUGCCCUCCAUGCCACAGAAUAAGGAACUGCUGAAACAGCUGUCGAAGGGCACCGCGUCCCUUACUGAAAUGAUGGAUGCCUUGCAGGUGAGCGCUCGAGUGGUGGCUGCUGAGCAGGCCAUCGGCCGUAUGGGCGGCAUCCUCACGCAGCUGGUGUCUGCUGGAGCCCUACCAGAGGACAUCGCAGGACAGAUUGGCGAGGUGACGACGGUGUUGGAAGCGGAGCUACAUGGGGACAGCAAAGGUGGCGUGUCGAGCUCGGAAGUGCCUGGUGGAAAGUCGAGUAAAUCAGGCACAAUGUCGCGCAAGUCACUAGUGUCUACAAAGAGUGGUGUAAAUAGCGUUGGCAGGCCAAGCACUGUAGAUUCAACGGUCUCCGAAAAGCCGUACAUCGAGUCCAAGGUCACCCAUCCCGAACUUGACGAUGCGAUCCAUCAGCUCAAAGAAGACUUGGCAAAGAAUAUGGGUCACUUGACUGCGAAGUCAUCUGCCACGGUCGAGAACAUCAUGACCAUGGUCAAAACUGUCACGGAGAAGCUGGACACGGCCUUGAAGAUCAACAACAGAAUAUCGACCCUGCAUUCCAUGGUGACGGACUACGCUGAACAACUGAGCGGGUUUGACGCCGGCCUUACCACACAGUUGAAAAGCUUCGCGGAACAAAUGACUCAGAUACGAGGGGACCUGGGGGCAGGACUGAAGCUGCUGGAGACCGUCAACAACAACGCUGAGACUGCUGCGGUGAUGGAGUUGACAGAGCGCUACGAAGCCUUGGUCUCUGAACUGGAUCACACUCUUCACGCUCAUUCGGAAAUGAGCGUCACACAGGACCGCCUGGGAGAGGAUAUGAGGAACCUGAUAGAUGCAGUUGAGAUGCUCAGAGAACAGAAGGCUGAUCGCGACGAGGUGCAGGACGGGCUUCGGGACAAGGCGGACAUGUCUCGUCUGACUGGUCUCCUGAGGGAUGAAGAGUUUAACGAAUCCCGAACGGAACUGGAGAAUAGAUUGACCCUCUGCCAUGAAAAGUUCCAUCGUCAAGAUGGCGUCUGGAUGAAAGCCCUCAAGGAACUGAAGGACGCGGUGGACCUGAAGGCGGACCUGGUGCACGUGCUGGGCACGCGGGAAGACGUGCAGCGCGCGCUCGGGAUGCUGCACGACAUGUGUCAGAACCUGGCGCUCGUGCUGGGAGAGCCUAAGGCGGCCAUCUUGACGCGCAAGCUGACGCGCGGCGGCGCGUGCGGCGCGUGCGCAGUGCCCGCGCUCAUGGAGCUGGAGAACGCGCGGCCGCGCCCCGCCGGCGCGCCCGCCGCCGCGGACCACUGCGAGGUGGAGUUCCAGCUGCCCGCUCCGCCUGACUCAAGGAAGCAUAUUUGCAACCGUUGGGUGGGUGGGUCUCACACCCGCAUCACUGGAGCCGUGUCGAGAUUGCAAGCUGAACCAUUCGCCUACACCACAAUACCCACCAGCAAGUACACGGGGUACGGCGGUGAUGGACGGCUGUACAUGAUGGAGGAAGAACUGCAGCCGUGCUUGGAGUGCAACAAGUUGGAUGAAUCCUUCGAUGACUAAGGAAGGUCGCUAUGGAGGAACAAGGCGCGACUAACACUUGACCAGAUAUUUGAAAGAGGAAUAACAAAAAACAGAAAAGGAAUACCAUGACAGAAGCGACACAUUGACAUGAUCACUAUCGAUGUGACUGCGAAAUUUGGAUAAUGUUUUUCCGUUGUUUGUUACGAAAUAUUGAAAUGGGAUCAUAUUUUGUUACAAAUUAUUUACAAUAGUUUGUUACGUAGUAUUUACAACAGUUAUUUAUAACACGUGAAGGCGCAAUGGGGAAAUACACUGAGGACUUUUCUCCGGUCCAAAGUGUCACCACUUUGCUGGUCAGCGUGGAAGAUCUUAUCAACAUGGCUAUGGGGCCUGAAGAC